GACCCGCGCCCGGCCGGGCCGCUGCUCCUGCUCUUGCUCCUGCUCCGGCUCCAGCCCCGGUGCCAGCCUCGGUGCCAGCCCCGGCCGAGGAGGAGGCGCCGCAGGCUUCGCCCUCUGCAGCCCCGACAUGGAAGAUGGACCCUCGAACCACGCGAGCUGCUUCCGAAGGCUAACCGAGUGCUUCCUGAGCCCCAGUUUAACAGAUGAAAAAGUGAAGGCAUAUCUUUCUCUGAACCCCCAAGUCUUAGAUGAAUUUGUCUCUGAGAGUGUCAGUGUCGAGACUGUAGAAAAAUGGCUGAAGAGGAAAAACAACAAGCUAGAAGAUGAAUCGGUCCCUAAGGAAGUCAGCAGGUACCAAGAUACAAACAUGCAGGGUGUUGUGUAUGAACUGAACAGUUACAUUGAGCAGCGACUGGACACAGGCGGGGACAACCAGCUCCUUCUCUACGAACUGAGCAGCAUCAUUAAGAUAGCCACAAAAGCAGAUGGAUUUGCCCUGUAUUUCCUUGGAGAGUGCAAUAAUAGCCUCUGCGUGUUCAUCCCACCAGGAGUGAAAGAAGGGAAACCACGCCUCAUUCCUGUCGGGCCCAUCACCCAGGGAACCACCAUCUCUGCUUAUGUAGCCAAGUCCAGGAAAACAUUGCUGGUGGAGGACAUUAUCGGGGAUGAGCGGUUCCCGAGAGGCACAGGACUGGAAUCAGGGACUCACAUCCAGUCAGUCCUCUGCUUGCCCAUCAUGACGGCCAUCGGGGACCUGAUCGGGAUUCUGGAGCUGUACCGGCACUGGGGCAAGGGGGCCUUCUGCCUCAGCCAGCAGGAGGUGGCAACAGCAAAUCUGGCCUGGGCUUCGGUAGCAAUACAUCAGGUACAGGUGUGCCGAGGGCUGGCCAAACAAACUGAACUGAAUGACUUCCUACUCGACGUAUCAAAAACAUAUUUUGAUAAUAUAGUCGCAAUAGAUGCUCUACUUGAACACAUAAUGAUAUAUGCAAAAAACUUGGUGAAUGCAGACCGCUGCGCACUUUUCCAGGUGGACCACAAGAACAAGGAGCUAUACUCGGACCUGUUCGACAUUGGGGAGGAGAAGGAAGGGAAGCCCAUCUUCAAGAAGACCAAAGAGAUCAGGUUCUCCAUCGAGAAGGGCAUCGCUGGGCAAGUGGCCAGAACUGGGGAGGUCCUGAACAUUCCUGAUGCUUAUGCAGACCCACGCUUCAACAGGGAAGUGGACCUGUACACGGGGUACACCACCCGCAAUAUCCUGUGCAUGCCCAUCGUGAGCCGGGGCAGCGUCAUCGGUGUGGUCCAAAUGGUGAACAAGAUCAGUGGCAGCGCUUUCUCCAAAACCGACGAGAACAACUUCAAGAUGUUUGCUGUCUUCUGUGCUCUUGCCUUACACUGUGCCAAUAUGUAUCACCAAAUCCGACAUUCGGAGUGUAUCUACCGGGUCACCAUGGAGAAACUGUCCUACCACAGCAUCUGCACAGCUGAGGAGUGGCAGGGCCUCAUGCGCUUCACCCUCCCGGACCAGCUCUGCAAGGAGAUUGAGCUGUUUCACUUCGACAUUGGUCCCUUUGAAAACAUGUGGCCUGGCAUCUUCGUCUACAUGAUUCACCAGUCUUGUGGAAAGUCCUGCUUUGACCUGGAGAAGCUGUGCCGCUUCAUCAUGUCGGUGAAGAAGAACUACAGACGGGUCCCCUACCACAACUGGAAGCAUGCGGUCACAGUGGCACACUGCAUGUACACCAUUCUGCAGAGCAGUCACGAUCUCUUCUCUGACCUUGAGAGAAAAGGCCUGCUCAUUGCCUGCCUGUGCCAUGACCUGGAUCAUCGAGGCUUCAGCAACACCUACCUGCAGAAAUUCGACCACCCGCUGGCUGCCCUCUACUCCACAUCCACCAUGGAGCAGCACCACUUUUCACAGACUGUGUCAAUCCUGCAGCUGGAAGGCCACAACAUCUUCUCAAGCCUGAGUUCCAGUGAGUAUGAGCAAGUUCUUGAGAUUAUCCGCAAAGCCAUCAUCGCCACAGACCUUGCUCUGUACUUCGGGAACAGGAAGCAACUCGAGGAGAUGUACCUGACAGGAUCGCUCAAUCUUAACAAUCAGUCACAUAGAGACAGAGUCAUUGGUUUGAUGAUGACAGCCUGUGACCUGUGUUCUGUUACGAAGCUGUGGCCAGUGACAAAGCUGACAGCCAAUGACAUAUAUGCAGAGUUCUGGGCUGAGGGUGAUGAGAUGAAGAAGUUGGGGUUGCAGCCAAUUCCAAUGAUGGACAGAGACAAACGGGAUGAAGUUCCACAAGGCCAGCUAAGCUUCUACAAUGCCGUAGCCAUCCCCUGUUACACCACCCUCACCCAGAUCUUCCCACCCACUGAGCCUCUCCUCCAGGCCUGCAGGAACAACCUCAGCCAGUGGGAGAAGGUGAUGCGUGGAGAGGAGAGUGCGCUAUGGAUCUCAUGUACACCUACAGACUAUGAGAAGCCGUUGGAAAAGAUGGAAGACUGAGGGCACCCUGGCAGGGCCCUCCUGCGGGUACUUGUGGUCUGACUUUUUAUCAUUUUUAAUUUGUGGGAGGAACCUACACUAGAUCUCGGGGACAUGGACUUCUUGGGAGAUGGUACUACCAACAACAGAGGCCUGUGGGCGGCCCACAGCCCUUCUCCUUUGUGACUCGUCACAGCUGGUACCUGCUAGGAGCAGCAGGGCCGUGCACCUGCUAUCAACGGAAGGGGUAACCCAUCGGAUUAGCAUACUGACCUUUCCUCACAGACAAACAAUGCUGAGGCCUUAAUGGAAUCGGACACCAACUCUCCAGAAGGGGGUACUUUUCCAUUGGAUCUUGCGCACUUGGUGGUUAGAAAUGGUACUCUUAAGACACAGUGCUUGGGCUGAGCACCCAUGUUACUUGGUUGUCAUUGGUUCUAACUGGUAACUCCUGCCUAUUGCUCUUGUCAAUGUGUAUGUAUGGUGUGUGACUUCCUUGUACCAGGCAUGAACUCUGAGCAGAUAAGGACCCUGAGAGGUGUCCAGGCUCACGGUCUGUGCUCUGGCCAUAAUCUUGUUCCAAACUUCCUGAAUUAAAGUUGGGUAGAAUAAAAUGUAUUCUUAACAUUUA
Messenger RNA from Suncus etruscus (white-toothed pygmy shrew), 3113 nucleotides. Its product is annotated as cAMP and cAMP-inhibited cGMP 3',5'-cyclic phosphodiesterase 10A. The record is from RefSeq and is a predicted model, not a curated record. The transcript has 22 exons. NCBI's taxonomy places the organism in Eukaryota, Metazoa, Chordata, Mammalia, Eulipotyphla, Soricidae. Gene Ontology annotation, biological process: signal transduction; negative regulation of receptor guanylyl cyclase signaling pathway. The coding region runs from base 128 to 2503 and encodes 791 amino acids. Gene Ontology annotation, molecular function: 3',5'-cGMP-stimulated cyclic-nucleotide phosphodiesterase activity; protein binding.